AUGUUGCGGUUGGUAUAUAAAAGUGGUGGUUUGUUUGGCGGGCGUUCAGUAGCCAGGCGGGGCGGGCGGGGCCUCGCCACGUCUUCGGUGACGCUGGCAGAGAAGACGCUCAACCAGCCGCUCAUGUCUACCCAGAUGACACGGCCGGGCGGGAUCGCCUCCUUCAUGCGCCUACCAGUACACACCCACACUCAAGGUUUGGACGCGUGCUUCGUGGGCGUGCCACUGGACACAGGAAGUAGCAACAAGAGCGGCGCGCGCUUCGGUCCCCGCCAGAUGCGCUGCGAGUCUCCCAUGCGGCCCUUCAACCAGGCCACGGGGGCCAGCCCCUUCACCAGCCUCAAUGUGGCCGACCUCGGCGACGUCUGGGUCAACAUUUUCAAGUAA
Molecule: messenger RNA, 387 nt
Organism: Procambarus clarkii (red swamp crayfish)
Lineage: Eukaryota; Metazoa; Arthropoda; Malacostraca; Decapoda; Cambaridae
Source: RefSeq, a predicted model, not a curated record